AUGCCUCCAUCUGUGCGAACCAAAACACACCAGAAACACACCAGCCCCUUGAGAAUGAAUCGCGACCAACAUGAAAACGGCAUCGUUUUGACCCAUCCUCUCUCUCCCAGCGGCGAUGAAUCGCGUUCCGAUCUACCGGAAGAACUCAUCGUCGAGAUCCUCCUGAGACUUCCGGUAAGAUCUCUCGUUCAAUUCAAAUGCAUUUGCAAAUCAUGGAAAACCUUAAUUUCAGAUCCUAAAUUUGUAAAGCGUCAUCUUCAAAUUUCAAGCGCAGAACCAAAUUUAAUCCACUUGUUCUUUUCUCAAUUGAGUGAACCCCAAAAAAUCGUAUCUUACCCUUUAAAGCCAUUAUUCCAGAACAUAUUACCUCCCGUUAACUCCAGCGGGAUGAUGAAGAUGAAGAACCAAUAUUGGAUUAUAGGUUCAUGCAAUGGGUUGUUAUGUAUGUAUAAUCGAUAUCAUCAUUGUGUCAAACUGCGCAACCCUUCUAUCAUGUUCAAAUCCAAUAAAUCGCCAAGAGCGGUUUCUUUUGAAUGGAUGAACAUUCUAUACGGAUUUGGAUUUGAUCGAGUUAAUGACAAGUACAAAGUACUACUUGUUGUGCGAAAUAAGAAUGAUCCAAAUCAAAUUUUGACCAGAGUUUAUACCUUUGGUCUUGAUUCUUGGAAAACCAUUCCCAAUUUCCAGAUUACACCCACUGGGCCGUUUAGUUUGUUAGGGAAAUUUGUGAGUGGCAAUCUUAAUUGGAUUGCUAAAAAAAGAGUUGUUAGUGUUAGUUCUAGUCAGAUUGUGAUACUGAUACUUUCCUUUGAUCUGGAGAAGGAGACUUGUAAGGAGUUGUUGCUGCCUCAACAUGACGGUGACAAAGUCUAUGGACAUACUCUCUAUGUUUUGAGUAAUUGUCUUGGUGUGUGUUAUGAGACUAACAAAACUCAUUGGGUUGUGUGGUUGAUGAAAGAGUAUGGAGUUGUUGAGUCAUGGACUAAAUUCAUGAUCAUCCCUCUUGAUAAGUUCAACAAGCCACCUGCUAUUGUUAUUCCCGUGUUCGUUUUGGAAAAUGGUGCUGUUCUUCUAGUCAACAAAUAUACUUCUCAAUUUGUUUUAUAUGACUUAAAUACUGGUGAGUUGGACUAUUCAUUGGAUUAUUCAUUGAAAGGUAUCAGCAAUUUUAGGCACAAUCUGCAUAUUUGCUGUGAGAGUCUUGUAUCCCUCUGA
Molecule: messenger RNA, 1215 nt
Organism: Vicia faba (fava bean)
Lineage: Eukaryota; Viridiplantae; Streptophyta; Magnoliopsida; Fabales; Fabaceae
Source: the annotation of a GenBank genome assembly